AUGUCAACUCCUCCUGUCACUCCUCGCAAGAGACGCCGUCGUGGUAGUGAUCACCUUGCCUCUACUUGGACUGUUCCUGCCACUCCAUCUCGUCCACCUAAAAUUGAUCAUCACCCAAAGGCUACCCUUCUCAACAACCACCGGUAUAAGGGAAAGAUCAUUUCCUUCCAGGGUUCCCGCCCAAACGGCUCUGAAACCGGCUUCACCGUGCCCAAUCCUGGAUCCAAUCCACCCUCCCUGGACUAUUUACACAACCCUUUCAUCUCCAAUGAUGUUUUUGACAAUGACACCUUCCCUACUGACGCGCCCAACACCACAGAACUCCCCGUUAUGAAGGAUGGACAAGCGUAUGAGGACCUUCUAAAAGAGCUCAAGGAUAUGGCUGUAGAACAGACGAUGCCAUCGUGA
Messenger RNA from Filobasidium floriforme, 408 nucleotides. RefSeq lists its product as uncharacterized. The record is from RefSeq and is a predicted model, not a curated record. The coding region runs from base 1 to 408 and encodes 135 amino acids. NCBI's taxonomy places the organism in Eukaryota, Fungi, Basidiomycota, Tremellomycetes, Filobasidiales, Filobasidiaceae. The transcript has a single exon.